This is a messenger RNA of Oncorhynchus nerka (sockeye salmon), 5829 nucleotides long. It is a transcript of the gene uggt2, whose product is annotated as UDP-glucose glycoprotein glucosyltransferase 2. The coding region runs from base 28 to 4644 and encodes 1538 amino acids. The transcript has 40 exons. Gene Ontology annotation, molecular function: UDP-glucose:glycoprotein glucosyltransferase activity. The record is from RefSeq and is a predicted model, not a curated record. Gene Ontology annotation, cellular component: endoplasmic reticulum. Lineage: Eukaryota; Metazoa; Chordata; Actinopteri; Salmoniformes; Salmonidae.
AUAAAAGAAGCAGCGAAGGACCUAUCAAUGGCAGCGGCCAGCAUUACCGGGAGGAUGAGUAAAAACAUCUUGUUGUUGUCGCUGCUUCUGCUGAACGUCCAGUAUAUCCAGUCCGCAUCGAAAGGCGUCUCUGCCAGUCUGAAAGCCAAGUGGAGCAUGACGCCUUUCCUCCUGGAGACCAGUGAGUUUAUUGCAGAGGAUGGAAAUGAGAAAUUCUGGGACUUUGUUGACACUGUGAAGGAGUUAACAGUUUACAAAAAUGGAGAGUCUGUGCGCUCCUAUUACAACUUGGUAAUCAAGAAGGCUGGACAGUUUUUGACCGUGCUCCAGGUCAAUCUCCUCAAAUUUGCUCUCUCCUUGAGGUCCUACUCACCAGCUGUUCAUGCAUCCCAACAGAUAGGCAGUGAUGAGUCUCCGCCUGAGGCAUGCCUCGCCUUUGUUUCGGUCCAUGGCCAACAUGGCUGCAGCACAAAGGAUUUGAAGAAGCUCCUGAAGGCAGCUGCAGGCAGGCCAAAACCUUAUCUAUACAAGAAUGAGCACAGAUACCCUGGACUCAAUAAGACAGAUGUCCCAGUUGUGAUCCUUUAUGCUGAGAUCGGCACCAAAAAGUUUGGCUCCUUCCACAAGGUGCUGGCUGAGAAGGCUGCGGAGGGCAAGCUCAUCUAUGUGCUGCGUCACUUUGUAGCCGAACCAAGGCCCCAAAAGAUGCUGUUGUCUGGAUAUGGUGUUGAAUUGGCCAUAAAAAGCACUGAGUACAAAGCUGUGGAUGACACACAAGUAAAAGAUAAAGGAACAGUGAACACUGAUGUGGAUGACAUUGAUGAAGUCCAAGGCUUUCUCUUUGGGAAAUUGAAAAACUCCCACCCAGACCUGCAGGAGCAGCUAGGGGAGCUCCGGAAGCAUCUGUUAGAGAGCACCAAUGACAUGGCUCCUCUCAAAGUGUGGGAGCUUCAAGAUCUAAGCUUCCAGGCAGCGGCCAGGAUCAUGUCUGUACCAACGUUUGAUGCUCUGAAGCUUAUGAGAGACCUCAGUCAGAACUUCCCCAGCAAAGCCAGAUCACUGACAAGAGUGUCUGUGAACCAAGAAAUGAGAAGAGAAAUUGAGGAGAACCAGAAGCGGCUGAGUGAGACCAUGGGGAUCCAUCCGGGAGAUGGAGGCCUGUUCAUCAACGGCCUUCACAUUGAUCUGGACGUCCACAACCCCUUCAGCAUCUUGGACACUAUCAGAGGAGAAGCCAAGAUCCUGGAGGGCCUCCAUAACCUGGGCAUUAAGGAAGAGAACCUAGGCAAGCUACUGAGACUGCCCAUGAACCCAGUGGAAGAAAACUAUGCCUUAGACAUCCGCCAUCCAGCUAUAACGUGGAUUAACGACAUCGAGACAGACUCCAUGUACCGCAGCUGGCCCUCCGGUGUUCAGGAGCUCCUCAGAGCCACGUUCCCCGGGGUUAUCCGCCAGAUACGACGCAACUUUUUCAACCUGGUGCUGUUGCUGGACCCAGUUCAGGAAGAGAGCAUUGAGCUGGUGAAACUGGCAGAGCUCUUCUACAAACACAAGAUUCCUCUCAGGAUCGGAUUUGUGUUUGUCGUCAAUACUGACGACGAAGUCGAUGGAACUACGGAUGCUGGAGUUGCAUUUUUCCGGCUGCUGAAUUACAUCGCCGACGAGUAUGAUUUAUCACAGGCUCUCAUGUCUAUGGUUUCUAUGUACAACAAAGUGGAGAUCGGCGAGGCAUUGUCUGUUGACACAGUGUCUGCAUAUCUCAAGAAGAAGUUCCCCAAAGCCAGUGCUGCAAGGAUUCUUGGGGAAGAUUCCGAGUAUGAUGACAAAAGAAAGGCAGGGGCAGUGUUCUACAAGAAGAGUGGUUUGGGCCCUCUGCCUCUGGCUCUGUUCAACGGAGUCCCACUCAAUGCUGAGGAGAUGGACCCAGAUGAACUGGAGACUGUCAUCCUACAGCGCAUCAUGGAUACCACCAACUUCUUCCAGAGAGCUGUCUACAUGGGCCAGUUGACUGAGGGGACAGAUGUGGUGGACCAUCUGAUGGACCAGGCCAAUAUGGUACCACGCAUCAACCCUCUCAUCCUCAGCACUGACAGGACCUAUCUGGAUCUCACAGCCUCUCCAGUUGUAGAUGACUGGAAGGACACCACCAUGUACUCAUACCUAGACUCCAAGGACAAGACUGCUGUCAUUGCAAAGAGAAUGAAGUAUUUCACCAAAAAUGAUGAGGAUGGGAUUAAUGGAGUGACUGUGUGGAUCGUUGGGGAUUUUGAAAAGGCCUCAGGGAGAAGACUGCUGCUGAACGCACUGAAACACUUGAGGGCCAGUGCUGGUGUGCGUGUGGGGGUGAUUGAUAAUCCCAGCGGUGGUGCGCCCAGCGAGGACAGCACUGUGCUCUACAGGGCAGUGUGGGCCGCCCUGCUCACCCAGAAGAACAAGGCCGCAGUGGAGUUUGUGCAGAAAAUCCUUAAAGAGGAAACUGUCCAGCUCCUUCAACAAGGAACCAAGAUGAAGAACCUACUGGUGAAGGGCAUGGACGCGGACGCCUUUGAGAAGAAGUUCAACACCAUGGAGGUGGAUUUCAUCCGCAGUCAGCAGCUGUUCUGCAGAGAUGUCCUGAAGCUGCACACUGGACAAAGGGCUGUGGUCAGCAACGGCAGGAUCCUGGGGCCAUUUGAAGACGAGGAGGAAUUCAACGUGGAGGAUUUCCAUUUGUUAGAGAAGAUUACGCUGAGCACCACAGCCGAGAAAGUCAAAGCUAGAAUCAAGCAGAUGGGAAGCAAGGGAAAGCAAGCCAGCGAUCUAGUCAUGAAAGUGGACGCCCUCCUCGCCGCUGCCCCCAAAGGAGAGGGCAGGAGAGACUUCCGCUUCGUCAAAGACGAGCACAGCGUGCUCCAUUUCGCCCCUCGGGAAGACGAGGUGUUCUACGACGUGGUGGCCAUCGUGGACCCCGUGACCCGGGACGCCCAGAAGAUGUCACCGCUGUUGAUUGUGCUCAGUCAAGUGGUCAAUGUGAAACUGCAGGUGUUUAUGAACUGCCGGGCCAAGCUGUCCGAUAUGCCCCUCAAGAGCUUCUACCGUUUUGUGUUGGAGUCGGAUGUGUCUUUCCUGGCCAAUGAAACGGUGUCUGCAGGACCAGUGGCUCACUUCUUGGAGCUCCCUGAGUCGCCCCUCCUCACCCUCAACAUGAUCACCCCAGAGAGCUGGAUGGUGGAGGCUGUCAGUAGCCCCUAUGAUCUGGACAACAUCCACCUACAGGAGGUGAAAGGUGUAGUGACUGCAGAGUACGAGCUGGAGCACCUGCUGCUGGAGGGCCACUGCUUUGACCUGUCUACGGGCCAGCCCCCCCGCGGCCUGCAGUUCACCCUGGGCAUGAGCCAGGACCCCCUCAUGCAGGACACCAUUGUCAUGGCCAACCUGGGAUACUUCCAGUUGAAAGCCAAUCCUGGAGCCUGGAUCUUGAAGCUACGGGAGGGGAGGUCAGAGGAUAUCUAUCAAAUUCUAGCGCAUGAUGGGACUGAUUCUCCCGCUGAUUCUGGUGACGUUAAAGUUGUGCUGAACAGCUUCCAUAGCAAGAUCAUCAAAGUCAGGGUUCAGAAAAAGUCUGACAGAAUCAGCGAGGACCUCCUAAGUGAAGCCACAGAGAACAAGGGAAUAUGGGACUCCAUCGCUAGCAUCGCAGGUGGUGGGUCCAGUUCAGAGGACGGAGAGAAGAACAGGGAAGAUGUGCUCAACAUCUUCUCUGUGGCCUCAGGCCAUCUAUACGAGCGCUUCCUGAGAAUAAUGAUGCUGUCCGUCCUCCAGCACACCAAAACCCCCGUGAAGUUUUGGUUCCUCAAGAAUUACCUCUCUCCGUCCUUCAAGGAGUCCAUACCUUACAUGGCUGAGGCCUAUGGUUUCCAGUAUGAGCUGGUCCAGUACAAAUGGCCCCGCUGGCUCCACCAGCAGACUGAGAAACAGAGGAUCAUCUGGGGUUACAAGAUCCUCUUCCUGGAUGUCCUCUUCCCCCUGGCUGUGGACAAAAUCAUCUUUGUGGAUGCUGACCAGAUAGUUAGGGCCGAUCUGAAGGAGCUGAGGGAUUUGAACCUGGAGGGCGCCCCCUAUGGGUACACUCCCUUCUGUGACAGUCGGAAGGAGAUGGAGGGCUACCGCUUCUGGAAGACUGGCUACUGGGCCUCACAUCUGGGGAACAGGAGAUACCACAUUAGUGCUCUGUAUGUGGUAGAUCUGAAGAAGUUCCGCAAGAUAGCAGCAGGAGACCGACUGCGUGGCCAGUACCAAGCCCUGAGCCAGGACCCCAACAGUCUGUCCAACCUGGACCAGGACCUGCCCAACAACAUGAUCCACCAGGUGGCCAUCAAGUCCCUGCCCCAGGAGUGGCUUUGGUGUGAGACUUGGUGUGACAACGCAUCCAAGACCACCGCCAAGACCAUUGACCUGUGUAAUAACCCCAAGACCAAGGAGCCCAAGCUGUCGGCGGCCGUGAGGAUUGUGCCCGAGUGGGUGGAGUACGACAACAAGAUAAAACAGUUACUGAGAGACGUCCAGGAGCAGAAAGACAAUGACCGAGCGACGCAGACGCAGAGCCCGAUGCCUGCACCCUCCUCCUCUCCAGAGAAGAAGGGCAGCGAGCGUGAUGAACUCUAGCACCUGCCCACACUGCUGAAGAGGAGAGAGGCAUAUUUGCACCUAAUUCUCCGAUGAAGCUUGAAGACUACAAAGAUGAUGUACAUUUCCCACAAACGUACUUAGCCAAGAAGUAUUACGCCCUCCCUUUGAAAAGACAGAGAGACACGAGAAUUAUUAUUAUUUUUAUAACGAAGGAGUCCUACGAAGGAAAUCAUUUGACGUAACCCUUUCUUGUGGUCUAAUAUAAACUUUAUGGACAGUAGUUUGCUUCAUGGUCUUCUCUUAUGUAAAGAAAUAUAAAGGGUUAAGAGGUCACUGUUGGUGAAAGCCAUUUGCAGUCUGUAAAAGGCAUUUGAAAUGAUUGCACUGAUACUGUAUGCAAAGAAUCAAAUGAAUACGGCUCAUUCAUAAGCUGACUUUGUGUUCUCUGUGAUCUGAUAAGAUCAGCUGACAUUUGAAUUUUUAUAUGACAACAUUCUUAGCAUUUUCGAGCACCAAGCCACAUCUAAAUUGCCUGGCAAUGUAGGCUGCUAAUGGGCCUUUUUAGUUGGUCUGUUAUUGAUUGGUGUGAUAUUGCCAUAGACUUAAAUGCCCAUUGGCGCUUGGAGACAAUGUUACAUUUUGAUCAUUGAUUUCUUGCACUACUUGCAAACAAUUGUAAUGGGGGCUCACAUGACUCAUAUCUGUACAUUAAUGUGCUCUGCUGUAUAGGGGAUGUAAUCAACACUACACACACUGUGGUCCGAGAGUCCCACAAUGCUGUCUGUCUGAAUGAUUGCUUCACCAACCAUUUCAAAUCUUUGCCAAGUGAUGCAAUACUGCAAAUGCUUUGUUGCCAGAUAGGGAUCACCUUUUCCUGUAAUCACUGGGAGGACAUAGAUCUCAGCAUUUCACUAUCCAUUUGCGAAUAUACGUACAAUCUCAAACAAUUAAGUUAUCAUUGUUUACAUACCUUGUGUUUGUUGGUUAUGUAUAUUUUAGACUGCAUUUUUCAAUACCUUAAUGUACAGCAAAUCUUCUCAGGAAUGAAAUAGGUGUUGAUGCAUUAUCAAAACUCCUUUUAUACCUGUCACUGUCUUGUCUUAACAGCCAAUAGCUUGCUCUUAAAGUUCAGCUUUCACCUCAGUGUGUCAAAUGAAGGUGUUUCUUGUCUUUGUCAUUUUCAGGUGUGAGGAAUAAAAUCUCUUUGCUACCAAAACCUCA